Messenger RNA from Chara braunii, 7325 nucleotides. The record is from the annotation of a GenBank genome assembly. Lineage: Eukaryota; Viridiplantae; Streptophyta; Charophyceae; Charales; Characeae.
GAGUGUGAUCCGCAUCUCCAUCGUGGGGGUAGCCUCCCUUUCGUUGUGUCGCCUUCUCUUCCUACUCCGUCUCCCCAGGCUUCGUCUAGACGUCCGCUAUCUGUAGGCCCAACUUCACGAGACUCGGGUACUUACAGCAGGGAGGGGAAAGGGCGGCUCUACAACAGGCGAGACGAUUCAAUCACGCGCCCGAAUCGGUACACAACGGCAAAUACGACCCUGCUCUCCUCCGACUCCUCUCGCUGUUCGUCCUCUUACCUCUCUGCUUGCCUCCUGGUCCUUCUCCUCACCUUCGCUCGUGCUUCCACUUCGUCCUCUUUCCUUCGUCUUGUCCCCGUCUUGGAUGUUCCGGCUCGUCUCGUCCAGCCAGAUCAACAGCAUUUGCUCCUCCCUCGUACGGAGGUGAUCUCAGGCGAAGCGACGAAAGAAGAGGAAAAUGCGAAGUGAUUUGGCGGAGAUUGGACAGGUUGAAUUCACCGUGGAAGGAGCACGAAGAAGCACCACACACCUGCUGUGUUUGUUGCCGGCAUCUCAACUAUAUCCCCUCCGCAUUAGCUACUUCAAGGAUCUGUUCGAUUUUUGAGAAAUGUGAUGUGAUCUGGACUCCUCUUAACUCGAUUGCAACUAUCGUCGAACCCUGUGUGAAUUCCGCUGAUGUUCUCCACUCGAAUUGCCCGAGUCGCUUGCCACGAUCCGGAAGGAAGGAAGGAAGGAAGGAAGAGAAGGCAGGGAGGGAUUGGCUUGGUGAAGGGCGAACGGACGGAUAGACAGGCUGGCUGGCAGGCAGGCAGAGACAGAUAGUUAGGGGAGGGAGGGAGGGAGGGGGGGAGGGAGGGAGGCAAUGAGUUUUCUAUGCAUACCUGCGGCUUGCCGGCAAGGUAUACCCGACGACGAGACCUGGACCCGAGAACACUUUCCCGGCUCGUCAACGCUGUACAGAAGCAGCGGGAACGGAUUCAGACUGAAGGGUAAUAAUGGGGGGGUAAUUGGCAGCCGGCCACCUCCAUCCUGUCCGCCAUCUGUCUUACAAUCGAUCUUGCAAGACCCGGGGUACAACAAUGAAAGGUCGAGCAUUGAGGGGGGAGGCAUUCCCCAUAGCCAGAGCAAGAAGAGUGGUGCGAACUCUUGGUCUCCUGCAUCGUCUGCCUCAUUGGGGGUAUCUUCGUCACGAUCGCAGCGUGUCAAUCCAGCGAACGGUGAGGAGGAGGUGGCGUCCAACGCUGCUGGACAUGCGUCGGUUGAGAUGGGACCUGCGGCGGCGACGGCAGGAGGAAUAGCAAUAGCGGCGGUGAUGGAGAGAAGUCCGAUGAGGAGGAGGGGACGGGUGGGUGAGAGCCGAGUAAGGGGAGGGAGGCCGCCGUCACUGCAUCUCUAUGUCAGGCAAAACCUGGACAUGGCUCCACUAGGUAGCAUUGCCGAAUCGCCGAGGGAUGAAAUCGAGUCAUCCCUGCGGGUUCCGUCCCUGGAAGACGCCGGAUGUCCCCGUUCUUAUCGGAGGAGCGAAGACUAUGGCGUCAAGCAGGGGGCGAGAGAAGUAGGAAGGGAAGGAGGAGGAGGAGGAGGAGGAGGCGGCGACGGUUACGAAUGUGCUGACGAAGGCGCGGCGGAAUCCGUUCGUCGCCCGAUGAAGAUGAUGGGGAUGACGGUGAUGACGAUGACGGCCGUAGAGUCGCAUCCUUUCGACCGCGAAGAUAGGAGUACUACGCUAGCUACUUCAAUGGCGGUGGGGAUGAAUGGUGUGCGGGAUGCAGGGAUGUGCGGCGGCGACACGACCUCGAGGGGGAGAUGGAGGGAGGAUGGAGGAAGGGGCAGAAUUUGCUCGCCGAUCUUGUUGGAGCUGUUCACGGCUUACGGGUGCAGCUCUUGUCCUCGAGCGGAACGGAUUCUGUCGAGGCUGGCAGUGUUGUCGUCCUCGGUGGCCUCGAUGUCGCAGGAGCUGGCGAUUAUAGCGUUGGCUUUCCACGUGGAUUAUUGGGAUUACUUGGGUUUGUCCGACCCUUAUGCGAGUCGGAAGUGGACGGCAAGGCAGCGAAAAUACGCGCAGAAAUUGUCGCAGCAGACACAGGGCGUGUACACUCCGCAGCUAAUCGCGCAGGGACGCGCGCACUGCGUCGGGUCCAAGCCGGAUCUCGUGCGAGAGAUCAUUCGAUCCGCGCCCCGGUUCAGUGCUCCACAUAUCAAGAUGUUGCAGCAGGCUGUAGAUCACAUCAAGAAAGCUCAAGAUGCCAUGGUCGCAUUUGAGAAUAGACAGAGACGGUCGUCUGAGUUUCGGCUCGCUGAUGUGGAGUUUAAGCCGAGGUGGAACUACAUUUCGCUGUUUGUUGUGCCGAGGCAAAGUUCGGUUAUCAUAAAUGCAUGUCAGGUUGCCGGUGAGAACUCUGUGGUUGGGGGCAACAUUAUGAGGACUGGCAAGAGACACGUCUUCGUUAUAGUGGACCGCUUUUCCAAUCAUGCAAGACUUAUCACUAUGCAAGAGUCUGCUAAAAUUGACUAUGUCAUCAAACGGUUUAUGGAUAACUGGGUACGCGAUUUUGGACUCCCCACGUCUACAGUGAGUGAUAGGGAUGCCAGAUUUACCAGCGAGCUGUGGCAGUCAACAGCUGAACAGAUGGGCACCAAGCUGCAAAUGACGUCAGGGAAUCACCCUGAGUCAAAUGGCCAUGCAAAACAGAUGAACCGAGUAGGACAGCACCUGCUUCGACAUUAUAUCAAGCCAAGUCUGGAUGACUGGAAUGAGAAGUUACCUCUCAUUGCCAGCAAGUACAACAAUAAUGUGCACAAUACUACUGGUACGACUCCCAACCAAUUGCAUCUUGGUUGGAAGCCCAGAACUGCACUUGACUUUCUGCUGCCCGAAAGACAGCCCACUGCAGCACCUGGCAGCCUAGAGUUUGCUGUCAAGCAUGAGCAGAUGCUGCAGCAGGCCGUCGAGCAUAUUAGAAAAUCUCAGGAUGCUAUGAUCGCAUCUGAGAAUAAGCAUAGGCGGCCCUCUAACUUUCAGGUACUCCUCACGGAUUACCUUAGAUGUCUGCCUUCAGAGGUUAGGACAAAGCUGGUAGAUGAGGCCUAUGUCGAACAACACAACUUCGCUUCUGUCAGCAAGAAGGCCUUAGACAUAGAGGCAAAGUUUGGAUCCGCGCAUCAGAGUCAGGGAGAUGGUAGGAAGAAGAGACUUCCCCAGGACUGGAAGAAGAAAGGGCAAGUAAUGUCCAUCGACCACGAUGGUCAGGCGACAGAAAUUGACGACUUCCGAGACCUUGGGAGGAGACAAAGCAUGAUGGGGCCAGGGAGACUUCGGAUGGGGGAGUCGUGGCACCCAUCAAAGAAAAGGCUAAAGAAGGUAGGCUGGUCUACGUGUCAGGGCGACCAAGGAACGCCCGCGUGGGUGAAACUUGGUUUAGAGUAUGAGGUGUGGAGGGACCGAGUUGCUAGGGGUACAUGUAUGAAUUGUGGCAACUAUGGCCACACGUCCACAACGUGCCGAGCUUUCAAGCGUUUGAAGCAUGCUCUCACGCAUCAUGAGGUUUUCAUGGUACCCGACCCACAAAGGCCAUUCGUGGUAACCACUGAUGCAAGUCCAUAUGGGAUUGGCGCAGUGUUGGCUCAGCAGGAAAGGAAGAAGUUGAGACCGAUCGAGUACAUGAGCAAAAAGAUGCCUUCAAAGAAGUUGGCAAAGUCCACCUACGAGAGGGAACUCUACGCUCUUUACAAGGCACUUGUCCACUGGAUGCACUACCUGUUAGGAAGGUUCUUCUACUUCAGAACUGACCAUCACACACUCAAGUGGAUUAAGACUCGACCAGUUCUCUCCGAUGCACUCAAUCGCUGGAUUGAAGUCAUAGAUCAAUAUGAUUUCAAACUAGACUAUUUGAAGGGAGAGUACAACAAGGUUGCAAACGGGUUGUCUAGGAGGGCAAAUUACCUAGGUGCGCUGAUUUAUGAGUUUGGUCUAUCUGAAGAUGUAACUCGAUCUUUGGAGGAAGCCUACAAGGAAGAUUCCAUCAUGAUGGACAUCAUCAACAAACUUCAGGCUAAAGAUAAGGCCACUACUGAUAAGUUUGUGAUGGUGGAUGGGUUGCUCUUUCUUGAGAAGGCAGGAUUUAAGAGAUUAGUUGUUCCAUCUAGGGAAGAUUUGCGUAGUUUGUUUUCAGGUGAGUGCCACGACACAACACGACAUUUCGGUUAUAAGAAGACUAGUGCUAAUCUAGUACAACGAUUCUGCUGGCCUAACACGCUUGACGAUGUGAAGAAGUACGUGGAGACCUGUCAGGUCUGUCAGCGGGACAAGCUGCGAACUCAAGCUCCGCUUGGGUUACUCGAGCCUUUACCCAUUCCUGCUGGCCCAGGUCAGAGUAUCUCCAUGGACUUCAUGGAUACUCUACUGACCAGCAAGAAUGGCAAGAGGCACAUUUUCGUCAUAGUGGACAGGUUUACCAAGUCGGGAUUUAGGCCAGCAGCACUGUCGCCGUUGCCGUUAACGGCGAUGUCAGGCCCCUUUCCGGUACAACCUGGCACGCAGCCAAGUGAAGGUAUUAGGCCGGAAGAUGCGAAGGUGGCUAGUAUAAGGGACUGGCCACGACCUCAGACUGUUAUUGAGGUCAGAUCUUUCUUAGGAAUGUGCGGCUACUAUAGGAAUUUCGUAAAGAACUAUUCUACAGUCGCCUCUCCUUUGACAGAUCUAACUCGACUAGACACGCCGUGGGAUUGGAGUGAUGAGUGCGAGGCUGCUCUCAAACGAUUGAAGCAUGCACUCAUGAAUCAUGAGGUUCUCAUGGUGCCCGAUCCUCAGAAACCAUUCAUAGUGACCACUGACGCAAGCCAAUACGGCAUUGGCGCAGUGCUGGCUCAGCAGGAUGGGAAGAAGUCGAGGAUGAUUGGGUACAUGAGCAAGAAAAUGCCAUCGAAGAAAUUGGCAAAGUCCACCUAUGAAAGGGAACUCUAUGCUCUUUACAAAGCACUUGUCCAUUGGAGUCACUUUCUACUGGGAAGGUUCUUCUAUUUGAGAACUGACCAUCAGACCCUCAAAUGGAUCAAGACACAACCGACUCUCUCUGAUGCACUCAAGCGAUGGAUUGAGGUCAUAGAUCAGUAUGACUUCAAGCUAGAGUAUCUGAAGGGAGAGUACAACAAGGUUGCAGAUGCGCUAUCUCGUAGAGCAGACUACCUAGGUGCGCUAGUUUCUGAGUUUGGUGUAUCUGAAGAACUAACUCAAUCGUUGGUGGGAGCCUAUCAGGAAGACCCUGUCACGAUGGACAUCAUACGCAAGCUUCAGGCAAAAGGCAAGGCCACAGAAGAUGAGUUUGUGAUGGUGGAUGGACUUCUCUUUCUUGAUAAGGCCGGAUGUAAAAGGUACCUCGAAGACGAAGCUGGAGCUAUGGCGCUGCAGAUGGACUCUGCACGAGUGACGACAUCAAAUAUCUGCAUCACUGUGACAGUUGGGCUUGCAGCUAAUUUUGAGGAGGUGAGAAAUGUCCGAGUAUAUGUUGCACUUUUUGAGAAUGCUUCUUCUCUGGCUCUCUUUCAGAAUGAUCCCUCGUCCCAAACGGAGAGCAUUCUGCAGAAGGGCGCAAACCUUCCAAGUGAUCGUAUUGUUCGGCGACUGGGGAAGGCCUUUUCCCUCCCAGGCAACUCUGCUGGAAGCUUUGGGAAAGGCUGUGUGAAGUUUGGCACUUGGUCAGAUUUUCAAAGAGAGUGCUGUGGAGUCGUCAUUUUCCUGCAAGAUCCAUCAACAAUGAAGAUCUAUGGCUGCCAGCAGUUUCCGUUGGAGACGCUGUAGUUUCUCCAUGUACAAUUAUUCGUCAGUUUCAUCAGCCAUCCUCUUCUCAGCUCAUGUACCUCUGGAACAGGUUCCUCUUUGGGUAUGUGUUCUUCAUGCAGCACUGGGUUUGCCUAGCCAUGGGUGGCUGCUGGGAUGUGUUCUUACUGCAGCAUGCUCAUCGCCGAACCAUGAGUGGCUGCUGGCAGUUAGGGAACGGCGGAGUUCGACUUCCACGUGAGGGCUUCUGCAGGCCGUUAAGGAUGGCAGGCCGAGCUCACCGGCCCUUUAUGUCUUCAUUUUUCCUGAAAGUGAACCCGAUGAUGCUGUCAAAAUUAGCCUUCGAAUCACUUCCAGAGUAAGCACGUAGUCUCUGGGGCCAUGUUAGCAUCGGAGAUGAAUAGCUCUUAGCCUUUCAGGUCGUCUUUAAAUUGAAGAGCUGCUAGUGGUAUGAGAGUUAGCGGCAGGGUCUCUUGUAUUUCAUAUACAUGGCAUGGGGGUCAAUGCUGGAGUACUGUCCUACUCCCUGCUAGGAGUCUGGAGGAUGUUGACAACAGGGUGAGAGGUUGCCAGCUUUGGCCUCACCUCAUGGACCUUUGCUUAGAUCUUUUUUUGGGUAUUGUUAUUCUUUAUAUUAUUGUUUCACCAUAGUCUUUUUGGGAGGUGCAACAUGAAAGGUCUGUGUCUUGAGCUCCCAUCUCCCGUUAGGCUGGAUGGACGCCAGAGUGACUUGCGGUUGUUGUUAGUUAGCUCACAAACACAGAUUGGUAGCCAGCCAGCAGGUAGCCGGCAGGCAAUUCAUCCAUUCUAUUCUGAGGCUUAACGAACGGCAUAUUCAUUCAUUUGUUCAUUUGCGAUAAUGCACUGAGAGCAUGAAUAAGUCAAGUCAGCAUGUUCCAGAUUUCGAAGAUCUUCAGUCUCUGCAAGGGCCAAGGAGAUGCAGGAGGUUUCUGACUACAUCAAAAUGACGAUUCAGAGACUGUGUAGAGUAGCUUAAUGUAAUAUGAUAAUAGGAAUAAGGGGCAAUUACAUGUUGCACUCUGUUCGUGCAUAUUGCUGCCUGUGUGUUGGCCCAUGUAACUGGGGGAUAGAGAGCACAUUGUCAGGUAGUGGAGACGCCAACAGAGAUGUGUGGCACAACCACAUCUCUGUGAUUUCAUUUUGCUUUACGAUAAUUGACACCAUGGCCAUUCAUUGGACUGUCGGUUCCAAAACGCCUAAAACGGAAAGGAGUGCUUGGUGUUUUCCAACAGGCCUGCCAUCGGUGGAAGUGAAGGUACUGCUCUGCUGUUCAUGAUGACACUGGCCUCAGUUAGGGCUGCUGCUGAUUGUCCACGACUCGUACUUGCAAAUCCCUUGUUUUCUCAGCUCAGUCCACUGUUCAUUCUAGGACUGUGACUUCAGGGGUCUUCCAUAGAGGAGAUGCGGCUUGCUGUCUGCAGACUCUACUUGUCGACCCCUUGUUUUCUCUGCUGUUUAUUUGGGCACCCACUUCACUUCAGGGCCCUUCCAUACAAUACAUCCUGCUUAUUGUCCACAGAAUCGCAGAUCCUUCUUGCAAAUCCUUCGU